Messenger RNA from Schizosaccharomyces japonicus yFS275, 2043 nucleotides. RefSeq names its product dihydroorotate dehydrogenase Ura3. The record is from RefSeq and is a predicted model, not a curated record. Gene Ontology annotation, cellular component: membrane; mitochondrion; cytoplasm. NCBI's taxonomy places the organism in Eukaryota, Fungi, Ascomycota, Schizosaccharomycetes, Schizosaccharomycetales, Schizosaccharomycetaceae. The transcript has a single exon. Gene Ontology annotation, biological process: 'de novo' UMP biosynthetic process; 'de novo' pyrimidine nucleobase biosynthetic process. The coding region runs from base 401 to 1729 and encodes 442 amino acids. Gene Ontology annotation, molecular function: dihydroorotate dehydrogenase activity; dihydroorotate dehydrogenase (quinone) activity; oxidoreductase activity, acting on the CH-CH group of donors.
CAGCAGCCAUCAAUAUGAUUUGCUUAAUUUCGCCAGUACAGGGUUCAAUUGCCACUGGAACGGCAAUUUCUUACUAAUAUCUAAAAUACUAUUUUUUGGUGUGGCCAAUAGGCUUAAAACUCACCACCAAAAAUUUCGCAUAUAGUGCGAGGCACCGGCAAAAACAACCUUCCUUCUACCAACCACUCAACCUCAGCAUUUGACGAGGAUUUUGUUCGAACUCGAGCUCGGUCAGAUCUUGUGGUACUUUGGUGGGUUAGAAAGCAUAAGCAAAAAAAGAUUUCAACCAAAAAUCUUGUGUCUUUAGUGUUUCUGUCCGUUCAUUUCCCGUUUUCUUUUUGCAUCUAUUCCUUUGUAUAUCUUUUUGACUCCUUUUUGGAAAAACACACCAUUAGAAAAAAUGUCUUCCACUUUCAAGUCUGCCGCUGACCAACUGAUGCGUCGCUUGAACGCCAUCGGUGGCUCCCGUUUCUUCAGCUCCAAUGGCUCUAAGCAGCCUCGCUGGCUUCUCUACACCGGUUUGGGUCUUGCUGCCCUCGCCGGUUGGGCUGCAUGGGAUCUCUCUGAUACCAGAAGUUUCAUCCAUCGUCACAUCACGAUGCCCUUGCUCCACGCAUUCACCUCUGCCGAGUUUGCUCAUCGUUUCUCCAUCUUGUCCGCUGCCAUGGGCUUGACCCCCAAGGACCGUGUCCCUGAUGAUGAGAGCCUUGCUCUUGAAUGCUGGGGCCGCAAGUUCUCCAACCCUGUUGGUUUGGCCGCUGGUUACGACAAGCAAGGUGAGGCUAUCAGCAGCCUCUUCGACUACGGUUACGCCUAUGUUGAGGUUGGUUCCGUUACCCCCGAGCCUCAACCCGGUAACGAGCGUCCUCGUUUCUGGCGCUUGAAGGAGGACCGUGCCGUUGUCAACCAUUAUGGUUGCAACUCUCAUGGUCAUGACGUUGUCUUGGGUCGCCUUAAGAAGCGUAUCCACAACUUCCUUGCUCGCCGCUCUUCCGAUUUGGCUCGUAAGUUCGACAAGGACCCCGAGUCCUAUGUUGACCCUGCUGUUCUUGGUGUUCCCCGCAGUCUUUACCCCCGCAAGCAGCUCGCCAUUAACGUUGGCAAGAACAAGAACGGUGAUGAGACUGAGGAUUUCUUGAAGGGUGUCAGAAAGUUUGGUAACUUUGCCGAUAUCCUUGUUGUCAAUGUUUCCUGCCCCAACAUUUCCGGUGUCUGCAACCUUCAAUCGAAGGAUACUCUCGUCCCCUUGUUGAACAAGGUUGUUGCUGAGCGCAACAAGCUUGUCUCUCCCCAACCCCCUAUUGUCGUUAAGAUUGGCCCCGAUUUGACUGAAGCCGAGAUCAGUGACAUUGCUCACGCUCUCGUCGAGACUAAGGUUGAUGGUGUUAUUGUUUGUAACUCUACUGGUACUCGUCCCAAGACUUUGACUCCCAACAAGAACUUGGAGAACGUUGGUGGUAUUUCUGGCCCUGUCAUGAAGCCCUUCUCUCUCAGAGUUCUUCGUCUUCUUCGCAAGGACUUGCCCAAGGAGUUCCCCAUCAUUGGUUGUGGUGGUAUUACUAGUGGUAAGGACGCUGUCGAGUUUGCUCGUGCCGGUGCCACUAUGAUCCAAAUCUACACUGCCAUGACUUACGAGGGUCCUGCUGCUAUCCGCAAGAUCAAGGAUGAGAUUGUGGAGGAGCUCAACGGUAAGCGUUGGGUUGAUAUCAUUGGCACUGAGUCUGCUUAAAGGAAAAACUGGAAGUGACCAAAGUUCCGCCGCUGCAGCACAUCACCAUAAAAGUAUAUAUGGGUACAGCAGCGUAUGGCUAUGCUGAGGUAGUUCAUAGUCGUUUAUAUGUUUCCUGGCUGAAACCGUUUGGGUAGUUUAUCUCCGGGCUUCGAGUGGACGAACUAGCAGUAGUUUGGUUUUUUGUUUAUCCUUUACGUUCUAGUGUUUUGUUCUUUUUUGUUCAGAGUUUGCGUUAAUCGUAUUGCUCUUUAGUUCUUAAUUAGGUGUUUGUUUAGGUCUAGGUUUAAUAUUUUUUUUCUCGUGUUCUUCGA